UUGUAGCUAACGUUUUCACACACAGACACGGAGGGAGAGAGAGAGAGAGAGAGCGAGCGCGAUUCUUGCGAACCCGCAUCUUCCACCGAGGCUCCGGAUCGACCGGACCUGUACAUCUGCGGGAGCGGUUCACUCGAGAUCCAUCGGCUGUUAAAGAUCCUCAGCACAGACGAACCCAAACAGAAAUCCUAAGAAAUGGACCAAGGUAAUCAGACACAAGAAAACAACCCAUAUCAAGCAGCAGAAGCUUUAACAAAUACAGCGGCUGAAGCCUCAGAUCCCACUACUGGCCAGCCUCCAGCUCCUGUCAGGCCUCGACGGCCCCAGCGAAGCUCCAGAGUAGAGGGCUCUGUGGACAUCUCCGAACCUAAAACAGAGCCCAAAGCUGAACCCACUCCAGUGGCUAACCAGGAUGAGAGCGCUCCGGAUGGCACUGUGGCGAGUUGUCCCAAGCCCUCCCGCCCUGCAGCAGUCCAACCCUUAGGAGAGCACACCGGGCCCAGUGUUAAGGCUGGUCCUAAAGGUCCAGGACACCACCCGGUUAGGGCUGCCUCCGUCCCCCACCCACCUGCUAGCAGGCCUGUACCUCCUCACCUGAACCCUCAUGCACAGAGAGCCCUCUCUGUAGCAGGUACAGCUGACACUCAGGCCCAGACUGGGGAAGACUUCAGGGUGCACAUCAUCACUUGGAACGUGGGUUCGGCCACGCCACCUGACGACAUCACUUACUUGCUGGGGCUGAAUGUGGGUGAUGGAAACACAGACUUGUACAUUAUCGGGCUGCAGGAAGUGAACUCUAUGAUUAACAAAAGGCUGAAAGAUGUCCUCUUCACAGACCAGUGGAGCGAGGUCUGCAUGGAGAGACUCAGCCCCUUUGGUUAUGUGCUGGUGACCUCCCAGCGGAUGCAAGGAUUGUUACUGUUGGUCUUUGCCAAGUACUUCCAUCUGCCCUUCCUCCGCGGAGUCCAGACUGAGACCACCCGCACUGGCCUGGGGGGUUACUGGGGGAAUAAAGGUGGAGUGAGUGCCCGCAUGUCUGUGUUCGGUCACACCAUCUGCUUCCUCAACUGCCACCUGCCGGCUCACAUGGAAAACUCAGAGCAGCGCAUGGAGGACUUUGAGAGCAUCCUGCAGCAGCAGCAGUUUGAGGGUCAGGCUGCCACCGGGGUUCUUGACCACGAUGUGGUGUUCUGGUUUGGGGAUCUCAAUUUCCGCAUUGAUGACCUGGAUAUGCAAGUGGUAAAAUCAGCCAUUGAUAACAACAAGUUUUCUAUGCUGUGGGAAAAGGAUCAGCUGAACAUGGCCAAAGACAGCGAGACAGUGUUGGAGGGAUUCCAAGAGGGACCGCUGAAAUUCCCUCCUACAUACAAGUUUGAUGUUGGAACAAAUACAUAUGACACAAGUGGGAAGAAGCGUAAACCGGCCUGGACCGAUCGGAUUCUGUGGCGCCUGAGAGCCACCGCACCUGCCGGCGCCGCUCUCAGCGCAGGGAAGCGUGGCUCCAUUUCAGGGUUGACCAGCGGGACCAAAGUGAUGCAGCACUGCUACCGAAGUCACAUGGAAUACACCGUCAGUGACCACAAACCAGUCUCCUCCAUCUUUACUCUGCAGUUCCCAUACAAGGUGGAUAUUCCCCUGGUCACACUCAUAGUGGAGGAUGAGUGGAAUAGCACUGCUGAUGCCACAGCAAAAUUCAAAAUUGCGCCCAACUACUCACGCAGCUCCUGGGACUGGAUCGGACUGUACAAGGUGGGUUUCAAACACCACAAGGACUAUGUGGGAUAUGUGUGGGCCAAGCAAGAGGAAGCUGAUUUUCAUCGACAAGAAUAUCAGGUAACCUUUACUGAGGAGGAAUUGCCCAAAGGCUCAGGGGACUUUAUCUUGGGUUACUAUAGCAACAACAUGAGCACCAUAGUGGGUGUAACAGAGCCAUUUCAGAUCCAGCUUCCUACUUCAGGCCUUGACACCAGUUCUUCAGACAGCUCUGACCUCAGCUCAGAAGAUGACAGCACUGUUGUCCUCAUGAAGACGAGGUCCCGCAGUCCCAGUCCACACAAGGGCAAGCAUCGCAGGCAUCGCAGCGGCAGCCACGGCCACGGCCACAGCCGCUCUGGCAGUCCUGCACAGGCCAAAGUGAAAGGGCUCAACAUCACUGAUGGUGCUCAAUCCAGGACCACAGUUGAAAGCAAGUCCACAGGACGCCCAGCAGAGGGCAGCAGCAGCCUGGCAUCUGCUCCUGGGGAGAUAGACAAAACCUCAGAGGAUUCAGGAGUGUGAUCCACUACCAAGUCGUGCUGUUGUCACAGGUCACAUAGCCAACUGUUGUGUAUUUUAUUUGAUACAUCUACUACACUGUAUGUUUUCUGAAAUGAAACUGUGCAGUUUCUGAUGCCAUCCUUUUCAGGUAAAGCCAUCUGGCUUGUCCAGAAGGCUCACUUUGCCUUGAGUUGUUUUAUUAAGCUGUGCACAUUGUAUAUUUCGUUAUUUGUAAACCUUUCACUCUGUCCUGUGUUACUCCUAUCUUUGUCCGUUCUCAGGUGUGGACAGUACAGGGAGCUGACACCUUGCAUUAGGAAAUACUCAAGGAUUUAUUCUCAUGUAGAGUAAAAGAGUGGUUACUUGAUACUUUUUAGAAACCAUCUUCCCUAUAUUCCAACAAUGGUUUGAAAUUCUGCUCUUACCUAGCAGUCAUGUCAGCAGACUGCAUACAAUCGCAAGAAAAGGCAUUGCUCACAAAUCACCAAGUUUGCUUUAGUUGUAGAACAUGAAUUUUUUUAUGAAACCAAUCCGCCUAGACCAAAAGGAACAUAGAGAGAUAGUGAAAAAAAAUGCUUUUAAUUCCAAAACAUCUUAUGAAAGCAUCACCAGCUCUGUCAACAAUCACUCACAUUAUUAGUUUCUGUAAAUCUGCAAAUGGACAUAGCCAUGCAGUUUGACUUGGUGGUAUGGUUCUGCUCUUUUAUAUAUUCCCUGCUUUAGAAAUUCAGCGUUAUAUAUAACAUGCAGGGAACAUUUCAAAUUGAUCGACCAAUGGGAUUGAAGUCACUCUGGGGUGUAUAAAAACAGAGCAGAGCCAGCAUUGGUGAAGACUGGGGUUCAGGGGGCACGGCCACCAGCCACGGCAGCAGCACAGCACACGUCAGUUUGGAGAGUGAAUGUGAGCGUAAAGGCCCUUAAAUAGACCGCCAAAUCAGUGCAGUGGGAUGUGAUGGGUGUGGAAGGCUCGCUGUCAGCUGACACAGCAUAGCUGUCUUGCCAGAACCGGUUGAUUAAUCGUUGGCCACUAACUCUGCUGGGAAAAACUUCAGUGGUCACUACAGCAAUAUCUGACCCAAUGCAUAUUACUUUGACACAUAUACCUUUAUGUGAGUUAAUGGGCCUUUUCUAACGCUUACUUUUCACAGAGGCAAAGAGGCUAAGUAACUUUUAAAACUAAUUGACCUACAACACAAAAAUCACAUAUUUGUUUCCAUUCCACUUUUCCUAGGCAUUAAAAUUUUGAUUUUUUUUUUUUUUUAAUUUUUUGCAUGUUUUCAACAUGGAAGAAAGCAAGACUUGGUUUUUCACUCUGGAUAUUUUUAACAAAUAUGAGCACAAACUACAGGGCUUUGUGUUAUACUGUAAGUAGUAUGAUACAAACCUGACAUGUUCACUAUUGUGAUAUUUCGAAUACAUGAAAUGGUCCUAUCUAAUACUAAUACUUUUUGUAUGAUUUUGACUUUUCAGUUCACUUUUUUUGUUGUUGUUCUCUCUUGUUCAGAUCCUCUCUCAUGGAUCCUGGUGAUUAGCUGACAUUGACAAUAGUUACAAUAGUUGUGUUGCAUUGUUACCGUGUGACCUCUGAUGCACCAUCUUAGACACUUUGUACUUUUGCGCUGUUAGCGUAGGGCAGUGUAAACUGUUGUAGCUGUACCCUCAGUGUGUAUGUCUGUAAUCAGUUUUUGUGUGUAUGUGUUUUUAUGGACGUGUGUGUGUGUGUGUUUUGAAUGCUGUAGGUGUGUGUGAGUGUAGCUAGCUGUGGCAGUGAAUGGGGUGUGACUGUGUUUGCAUGGUUUGCUGCUGGACAUACUGUACAUUCCGGUACUGUGACUUUUGUGCCGUAAAGUGCUGUUUUUGAAUUCUCUUUGUUAUAAUCUUGGCUGUGAAAAUUGUUAGAAAAACGUGGUAAGGACAAUAUAAAAAAUUAACUUCAAUGUAAAUGUUAGGUGAAGAAAAUGCAGGAUAGUUAUGCUUGCAUAAACCUGAAAAUGUUUGAAUCAUUACAUAGUGCAUUCAUGUAUUUUCUCAAUUUUGAAAUGGAAAAUGUACUGGAUCUCUGUUUAGAGUAACAUGUUUAAAAAAAAGAUUAAGAUUGUAUGAACCUUGUCCUACUUUAGGUAAUUUAGAUAAGUAUGAUCAGUACUGCAGUCCUAAUCAGUGACUAUCUAUUGUGAAAUGUUUAUGAAAAAAUAGCUCUAUCUACAGAAUGUUAUUGUUUUGUAAUUAUGUGGCUAAAAUAGAGGAAUAUGUAUGUAAAGGACAAAUAUGAAGUAUGGUAGAAAACAUAAAAUAGGAGACAAUCUUUGCCACAAAAUUUAUUUAACUUAAAUUAUGAAUUUAUUUUCUUAUUUAACUGUUAAAUGAGCCUGAAUUCUGCUGGCCAGUGAGGGAGCAUUAUUUCAGUGGAAAUGUAAAAAGGAUAUUACAAAAUAUUAAUAAUUAUUUUCUUUUUGUAUUUGGAAGUAUGAAGAGAGAGUCUGGUUUCUCAAGUUUCCAUUUUAGUAAAUUCAGAUAAAAUGUUGCUUUCAUUGUCUGAGGUAUAGAUUGUUCGGUCUACAGGUGUUUGCAUAAUUGUGAAUGAAAUUGACAAAAAAAAGAGCAAGCCUGUAAGAAAUUGAUUGUUGGCAUAUGACGAUGGUUUAUCUCUGUGAAAUCAUCUGAUCAGUGAGGUGAGAAGUUUUCUUAAGGGUUGCUUGAUUCGUUCUUCAACCCCAAAACUAGUGCAACACUGUCCAAAGAAAUAAUAUACCCCCAUUCAAA
Molecule: messenger RNA, 5019 nt
Organism: Xiphias gladius (swordfish)
Lineage: Eukaryota; Metazoa; Chordata; Actinopteri; Istiophoriformes; Xiphiidae
Gene: inpp5jb
Product: inositol polyphosphate-5-phosphatase Jb
Exons: 13
Coding region: 196-2277 (693 amino acids)
Biological process (GO): negative regulation of peptidyl-serine phosphorylation; phosphatidylinositol dephosphorylation
Cellular component (GO): ruffle; cytoplasm; plasma membrane
Molecular function (GO): phosphatidylinositol-4,5-bisphosphate 5-phosphatase activity; phosphatidylinositol-3,4,5-trisphosphate 5-phosphatase activity
Source: RefSeq, a predicted model, not a curated record